Messenger RNA from Fusarium vanettenii 77-13-4, 717 nucleotides. RefSeq lists its product as uncharacterized. Lineage: Eukaryota; Fungi; Ascomycota; Sordariomycetes; Hypocreales; Nectriaceae. The transcript has a single exon. The annotation marks the transcript as partial. The record is from RefSeq and is a predicted model, not a curated record.
AAAACACAGACCCUCACGCUUCCCAGCGGCCGCAUCUUAUCCUUCGGUGUCUUCGGCGCUGGCAGUGAUGAGGAGCCUGGGACCCAAAAUCUCCCGGUCGUCUUCUAUUUCCAUGGCGUACCCAGUUCCCACGACGAGGCCUACAUGAUGCACGAUGCUGCCCUUGAACGAGGCCUCCAGAUUGUCGCCCUUGAUCGUCCUGGCUAUGCUGGCUCCGCGACCCAGCCUGGUCGGCGGUUUCUCGACUGGCCGUCUGACGUUCUAGCGGUUGCCGACCACUUUUCCAUCUCCCGAUUUGCUAUAAUAGGCGUGUCUGGAGGCGGACCAUAUGCUCUGGCAUGCUUGCAGUCCCUUCCGAAAGACCGGCUCACUGGUGUUGCCCUCUGCUCCAGCGUCUACCCGGUCUCGUUUGGGCUCAAGGGUAUGAAGUUUCUAAACAUCCUUCUGCUUCGCAUCGCUCCUUGGGUUCCCUCCCUUCUUGCCUGGAUCGUGGAUUAUACCCAAUCGUCGGCCGCGCGAGAUGAGGAGCACCCCGAAGUCUUUGUUAGCAAGAUGAUGGAGAUGAUGAAGAGCAUACCUGCCGCAGACCGCGUUGUCUUUUACGACAACAUUGGUGGCUACAGGGACGCCAUCGUGGCUGGCUCCCGCGAGGCGCUAAAGCCAGGUGGCCAGACAUUUGCCCAGGAGUAUGCAUUGCUGGGAAGUGAUUGGGGGUAC